GCGGACCCGCCCGCUCCGCCCGCCCGCGCCGCGCCGAGCCGCGCCGAGCCCAGCGGCCCGGGCUGGGCGCGACCCCGGCCAGCGGCGGCGCAGAGAGCGGGCGGAGGCGCGGGCUAUGCUGCGGCUGGCGCCCGCCGGGGCCCGAACCAUCGUGGACAUGUCGUACGCCCGCCACUUCCUGGACUUCCAGGGCUCCGCCAUCCCCCGAACCAUGCAGAAGCUGGCGGUGACCCGGCUGAGCCCCAGCUUCCGCGAGGCCGUCACCCUGCGCCGGGAUUGCCCGGUGCCGCUCCCCGGGGACGGAGACCUCCUCGUCCGGAACCGGUUUGUGGGCAUCAACGCCUCCGACAUCAACUACUCUGCAGGCCGCUACGACCCCUCCGUGCAGCCUCCCUUCGACGUGGGCUUCGAGGGCAUCGGCGAGGUGGUGGCCUUAGGCCUUUCGGCCAGCGCCAAGUACACGGUUGGCCAACCUGUGGCUUACAUGACGCCUGGCGCUUUCGCUGAGUACACAGUGGUGCCUGCCAGUGUUGCCGUAGCGGUGCCCUCGGUGAAGCCCGAGUACCUCACCCUGCUGGUGAGUGGCACCACCGCGUACAUCAGCCUGAAAGAGCUGGGAGCCCUGGCCCCAGGGAAGAAGGUGCUGGUGACGGCAGCCGCAGGGGGCACAGGCCAGUUUGCCGUGCAGCUUUCCAAGAAGGCCAAGUGCCACGUGGUGGGAACCUGCUCCUCGGCCGAGAAGGCUGCCUUCCUGAAGUCUCUGGGGUGCGACCGGCCCAUCAACUAUAACGCCGAGUCCGUGGCUGCUGUCCUCAAGCGGGAGUACCCUACAGGCGUCGACGUAGUCUACGAGUCUGUCGGGGGAGCCAUGUUUGACUUGGCCGUGGACGCCUUGACUACCAAGGGGCGCUUGAUAGUCAUUGGCUUCAUCUCUGGCUACCAGAGCCCUACUGGCCUGGCGCCCGUGAAGGCCGGGACGCUGCCCGCCAAGCUGCUGAGGAGGUCCGCCAGUGUCCAGGGCUUCUUCCUGAACCAUUACCUCUCCGAGUACCAGGCAGCCGUAGGCCACCUGCUCAAGAUGUGUGACAGCGGAGAGCUGCUUUGUGGGGUGGACCUCGGAGAGCAGGCCCCCGAGGGCAGGUUCACCGGGCUGGCGUCCGUGUUCCGCGCUGUCGAUUAUCUGUACACGGGGAGAAACACCGGGAAGAUCGUGGUGGAGCUGCCUCACUCGGUCGGCAGUAAGCUGUAAAAACAGAACAAUGGCAUCAAUCAGAGGACUUACGUGAGCUCUUCACGCUGCCGUUGGACUCAAAUCAAUUCAUUUGUGCUUGUUAAUGGAUAUAAUAUUUCUUAAACAAAAGCAAGGUGUUACUGAA
Messenger RNA from Oryctolagus cuniculus (rabbit), 1376 nucleotides. RefSeq names its product prostaglandin reductase 3 (gene PTGR3). NCBI's taxonomy places the organism in Eukaryota, Metazoa, Chordata, Mammalia, Lagomorpha, Leporidae. Gene Ontology annotation, cellular component: mitochondrion. Gene Ontology annotation, molecular function: zinc ion binding; 15-oxoprostaglandin 13-reductase [NAD(P)+] activity. The record is from RefSeq and is a predicted model, not a curated record.